Messenger RNA from Amborella trichopoda, 2748 nucleotides. RefSeq names its product F-box/LRR-repeat protein At2g43260-like. Lineage: Eukaryota; Viridiplantae; Streptophyta; Magnoliopsida; Amborellales; Amborellaceae. The record is from RefSeq and is a predicted model, not a curated record. Gene Ontology annotation, molecular function: protein binding.
CUCCCCUCCCCCUCUCCACUUUCUUUAACCCUACACUUAUUUAACCAACGUACCCCUACCCCUCUCCAUUUUCUUUAACCCACAUUAUUUAACCAAGUACUUCUCUCUCUCUCUAACCAGUACUUUUCAUUUUCUCUCUCAUCCACUCUCUUUGACCUGGUGCUUUCCAUUCCCUCUCACGAUGGGUUCUCUAUCAGGCAUUUUGCCGAAUGACUUAGUAGAAGAAAUCCUACUCAAGUUGCCUGUCCCUUGUAUCUUGGGUCUCAAGAGUGUCUCAAGAUCUUGGGAUGAACUUUUGUCCUCCCCCAACUUUGCAAGGACCCACUCGCUCUACCCUCAUUCUCUCUCUCAACCUUGUGCCAUCUUCCUCCCAUUUUCCCACCACGAAAAAUCUCCAAUUUUCACCAUCUCCCUCAAACGUGAUAACAUCAUGCAACUUCAUAACCUUUCCCAUAAUGAAUCAUGCUCUUCUUGGAUGCUUAGAAAGCCGGACAUGAGGGUGGGAUGCAGCAAUGGCAUCCUUUGUACCUUGACAGGUAGGGGUCUCUUUACUAUUGUCAACCCUGCAACCGGCCAAUCCACCUGCCUUCCUGCUGUUCCCGGAUCCUGGGCAUUCUAUUUCGGAUUCUAUUUUGACCCCCAGCAUCGCAGUUUCAGGGUUUUUACUGUGGUGUCGAAUGUGUUUGAAUGGAAGCCCAUUCCGAAAUACCAUCUGUUUGACUCUGCCACUGGACAGUGGAGGUGCCUUGAAAGCAUGCCAAAAAAAUCUCUGAUCUUUGGCCGCAAGAAUCUAGUGUCUAUUGGCCAUACAUGCUACACCUAUGACACUAUGGACUGCAGGUUGAUCGGCUUCGACAUGGUCAGAGAGGCUGUAGAGGUUGUACGUGCACCAUCGGAGCUUCAAACUGGAUUAGAACUCUCGGUGUGGGUUGACCAUGUUGCGGUCUUGGAUUGGAAUGGCCAUGUUUCUCUUGUGGCCGUAGGGCCAGAUUUAAAGUUGAUCGUGUGGUUUUUAGUCAUCGCGGAGAAGAAGUGGGUGGAGAUGAUCAACAUAGAUCUGUGUGAGUUGGGCUAUGAGCGUGACAGUGAAAGUGGGCAGAAUAAAAGUAAUAGGCGCCCCUCGCCAGUGCUUGUAUGUGGAGGGCACAUUUUUUUGAUCUACGGUGAGAACAGUGAGAAGAUUAUGAGCUAUGGCUUCAGUAGUGGGAGGCUGCAUGCCUUUUUACCAAGUAAUAGAUUAGGUAGUGGCGAUUAUUUACCCUACAAAACCACUCUUUCUUCUUGGAUAUUUAUGGUGGUGAGAAAGAAAUAGGGAAAUGUAGUAAGAAGAGGGGUCUCCCUCGACCAAGCCUACCGCCAAGAAAAAGAAGACCUCAAAACUCCCUGCAAUGUAAGUCUCUCCCAUGCCAACAACACGGUUUGGGGGUCCCCAAGACAUCUUGAAUGGGUCUGUUGAAUUUGUUGAGGGAUUGCAUUGUCUGGAGUUAGUUGUUUUUACGUUCAAUUAUCGUUGUCUGAUUAUUAGAAUUGUAGAUUUGUAAUUGAUCUCUUGAAUUGAUUAUUUUGUAUGUUCCAUUAUUUCUUGAGUUAAUUAUUAUACUUGUAAAUGUGUAAUUGUUACAAUUGUUAAUUUGUACUUGGUGUCUCAUUUUCUCUCUCUCUCUCUCUUUCAUACUAAUUUCCAUGUGGAGCCAAACUUCAACAAUUAAAACUCGCCUAAAGCUUGCUGGCACACAAACAAAUAUGGGGUGUUACUCUCUCUGGAAGCCCUAGCCAUCCUUUCUCUCAUUGUUCUCUCCUCCUCGUCCUCUAGAGCUUGAGCCACUGCAGGUUGCCGGAAGGAACAAACACGAAAGAUGGAGCUGGAGAAAUUGAGACAAAGGGACGAGGAUUUAGCAAAGGAAGUAGAGCUUCUCAAGCACAAAAUUGAGGAGUUGUGGAGCACCUUGUGAAGGGACAAACAUCGAGUUUUUAACUUCAUACGUACUCGAGCAGGUGAAGAUAGUCAGCCAACAGCAGCUGCCACUUGAAUAGUGCUGGGCAAGGAAGUUUCGAACAUCGAUGUAAAUGAAACUAUUUGUUGAAUAAGUUGAGGGUCUAAAGCUUCCCUUGUUCAACUUCAAUACACCCUUGAGGAGAUUGGUUCCUUGAGCAACAGUUGAGUGUGGUUCUAGUUCUUCUUCAGCUCAUCAAAAUCUGCAGCGAAAUGUAUUCAUAUGAGAAUAUUUGUGGACCAGCCACAAGCUCUGAGAGUUCCAUUAAUUGAAAUGUGAAUGAAGUUCAGCAGGUUGCACGGAUAAAUUAGAUAAAAGUUUUUGCAUGGUGAUGGACCUUACUGUUAGAUGAGCCAGGGACUUGGGAUGCAGUGUUGUGACCUAUUCGAAGUUGCCAAAUUGAGGCAUGGUGUUUCCUUUUUGUGCGCGCACGUGCGUGUGUGGUGCUUGGCCGACGGUGGCCGCUGGCCGCAGGCAUCCUAUUCCAAAUGGAUGGCGAAGAUAGAGGCCACAUCAUGAUAUGGGCCCCUUCAUGGCAUAGGCAAUGGACUAAUAUGGCUUGCUUUUUGCUUAGGAAAUGGGUUUUAUGAGUCCCCGCCUCACCUAUUUAGAUGACUCCUCUCUCUAAAAUCCAUUUUAAAUAUGGAUAUUAGAUCUAAAAUGUAAACCUUGAUGAACAUGUAUUGGGAAAAAUAUAAAUAAACAAAAAGUAAAAUGAGAUUUCUUAAUAAAAUUUGAAACCCAUAUUAUUUCA